Molecule: messenger RNA, 1728 nt
Organism: Cyprinodon variegatus (sheepshead minnow)
Lineage: Eukaryota; Metazoa; Chordata; Actinopteri; Cyprinodontiformes; Cyprinodontidae
Gene: dhrs3b
Product: dehydrogenase/reductase (SDR family) member 3
Exons: 6
Coding region: 470-1378 (302 amino acids)
Cellular component (GO): lipid droplet
Molecular function (GO): oxidoreductase activity, acting on the CH-OH group of donors, NAD or NADP as acceptor
Source: RefSeq, a predicted model, not a curated record
CACUGGAGCUAAAUAUUCAUCCCCACUUAACAUGUCAAUCAGGAUUAAUACCCUUACAAUCCGCCCCUCUAAGUUCAUCCAGGUUUUUCCACUAGUGAAAAUAGUUGGAAGAGGAAGAGGGGGUGAUAUAUAAAGCAGGACAGGACAGGAACACAACAGCAAAGAGCGCGGCGGAUUCAGUAGCGCGCAACACACUGCGUCGCUUGGAUGUCUUUUACGCGUCUGAGUCUCAACUCGAUGGCUGCUGACAAGUAGAAAUGACUGAUUACCCAGACGUUUCAAGAGCCUGAUGGGCUUCGAGGAUGUCAAAGCGACCAAAACAAACGCACUUCUGGGUUUUAUUCUUUAACAUUUCCCCCGCGGAUCGCUCAUAUAAAAACUUUCUCAAGCUGUAGAUAAGAAUAUUGCAGAAGUCUCCAAAUCAGCGCAUUACUCCUCUGGUGUUUUUUUGGGGGGGACACUUUCCGAGAUGGAGCUGAAGAUCGCAUAUCGCAUGCUUCUCUUCCCGAUCCAAAUGUUUUAUCACAUAGUUCGGGCAAGUUUGCUGUCGCUGUUGCCAAGCAGCAAGAAGGACUUAAGCAAGGAGGUGGUAUUGAUUACCGGUGGAGGUCGAGGAAUUGGGAGCCACCUGGCCAAGGAGUUUGCAAAGCAGGGAGCCAAAAAGGUCAUCCUUUGGGGAAGAACAGAGAAGUGUUUAAAAAAGACAGCUGAAGAAAUCUCCCUCUCUGGAUCAGAUUGCUGUUACUUUGUGUGUGAUGUGGCCAAUCGGGAUGAGGUGUACAAACAAGCCAAGGUGGUGAGAGAAAAGGUUGGAGAUGUUACUAUAUUAGUAAACAAUGCAGCUGUAGUUCAUGGAAAAGGUCUGAUGGACAGUGAUGAUGACGCUCUUCUAAAAACUCAGCAUAUCAACACACUGGGACAGUUCUGGACAACCAAAGCGUUCCUGCCUCGAAUGCUGGAGCUACAACACGGCCAUGUUGUGUGCAUCAACUCAAUCUUAUCCCAGUCCCCAAUACCAGGUGCCAUAGACUACUGCACUUCUAAAGCCUCAUCACUGGCCUUCAUGGAGAGCCUAACACUCGGCCUGCUGGACUGUCCUGGUGUCAGCUGCACCACUGUGCUUCCUUUCCACACUAACACAGAGAUGUUCCGGGGAAUGAGAGUUAGGUUCCCCCAACUCUUCCCACCACUCAAACCUGAAGUAGUGGCCCAGAAAACUGUUGAUGCUGUCAGGACUAACAAGGCAUUCCUUUACUUGCCUUGGACAAUGCGUGUUCUUGUUAUACUAAAAAGCUUUAUGCCGCAAGUUGCUCUUGAGGAAAUCCACAGGUUCUCUGGAAGUUAUACCUGCAUGAACACAUUCAAAGGACGAACAUGAAUCUGGAUUGCACACAACUCAUGAGAGACUUUUUAAACUUCUGGGUUGAAAUGAAGGGAAUAUAGACCUCAUAGCAAUCAAAGGUGGAUGAGUUCUUUUAAAAUUGAAGAUGAACACUAAGGGAACAUAAAAGGGUGCUAUUUUUCACAUAAAAGUGAAGGAUAACUACAUGAAGCUCCCACCACUGUGUACACGUGGAAGCUUGCCAAUAUGUAAAGCAGAAGCCAUGCAUAGUUCUGUAAAAGCUGUUAUUCUGGAACAGUUUUUGUAACACAUUUACAUUAUUUGUUGUACAUUUGUUUGUCCUUUUUAAUGGGUAUUAAAUAAAACAAAGUAAUAAAACUGAGUUU